This is a messenger RNA of Corythoichthys intestinalis (scribbled pipefish), 3483 nucleotides long. RefSeq names its product zinc finger protein OZF-like. The transcript has 3 exons. Gene Ontology annotation, molecular function: DNA-binding transcription factor activity, RNA polymerase II-specific; RNA polymerase II cis-regulatory region sequence-specific DNA binding. Gene Ontology annotation, biological process: regulation of transcription by RNA polymerase II. The record is from RefSeq and is a predicted model, not a curated record. Lineage: Eukaryota; Metazoa; Chordata; Actinopteri; Syngnathiformes; Syngnathidae. Bases 284 to 1660 code for a protein of 458 amino acids.
UUACCCAUCAUGCAAUGCUGGUCGGAAAUGAAAAAGACUGGCCAAGGCGGAGCAGUUUUUCCUAUGUGCACGUAUUUCUUUUCCCCUAGAUUUCCGUCACUAAACUAAAUCGAAGGCUCGACGACGUGUGCAGCAUUAGCCACAUUACGUACUCAAACAUCAGUCAUCUUCAAAUCUGGGCAGUCGUUGAAGUAUUGUCGCCUACUUUAGCCUAGCCUAGCCGGCUAACCGCUAACAAAGCUGGAAGGCACGUCGUCAAGCGUUCAGAAAACAAGUGAGAAAUAUGUUCGCGAGAACUACACCGGCUGCAGUGAAGUUCCAAGAGGAACUUUGUGGCGUAAAAGAGGAGCCCCCACGUCACCAAGAAUCGACUGUGUGCAAAAUAAUGCACGCAAAAGUUGUUCUUCACAGACUCGAAGAUCAAUAUGGCAGCCAAGCCCAUUGUCUCCAGUACCAGGAGUCUUUAUGCGUCAAGGAGGAGUCGCCAUACAUCAAGGAGGAGGAGGAGUCCGUUCACAUUGAAGGUUUUAGACAAUAUCUUGGUACUGAGCGGCAGCAGGCAGAAUCUCCUGGUUUGAAAGAGGAUGUUGAACUCCCCCAAAUCAAAGAGGAGGAGCCAAAGCCCUGUCAACAGAAGCAACUUCCAAUCAAAAAGGAGGAGGAAGAGCUGCCAUGCGUUAAAGAGGAGGAGCAUAUCACCAGGUCGACUGGUGAGCCCUUGAAGAGUGAAGAUGGUCUGAGUGAGGCCGGCGGAGGGGCGGAGCCUCCAAGCGGCAGCAGCAGCAGCAAUUCAACAGAAGGAUUGCAAGCAGACAUUUUCAUCGCUCUGUCAGACUCGCCUUACAAUGAUGAUGGUUAUAAGACAUCUCAUGGUGACGACAAACUCUGCAAAUGCUCUCAGUGUGGGAAAACCUUUGCUAAUAAGUACACUUGUCGGACGCAUAUGAGUAGUCACACUGGUGAAAAACCUUUUGCCUGCUCAGUUUGUGGUGAAAAAUUCACUACAAAGCAGAACUUAAAAAUCCACACAAGAACCCACACUGGCGAAAAACCUUUUUCCUGCUCAGUGUGUGAUAAAAAAUUCUGUCACGAGAGCAGCUUAAAGUGUCACACAAGAACGCACACUCACGAAAAACCUUUUUCCUGCUCCGUUUGUGAUCAAAGAUUCGCUCACAGGCAAAGCUUAAAAUACCACACGAGAACCCACACUGGUGACAAACCUUUUUCCUGCUCAGUUUGUAAUCAAAGAUUCAUUGAAAAGGAAAACUUAAAAAUCCACGCAAGAACCCACACUGGCGAAAAACCUUUUUCCUGCUCAGUUUGUGGUCAAAGAUUUGCUCAAAAGAUAUGCUUGAAAGUACACACAAGAACCCACACUGGUGAAAAACCUUUUUCCUGCUCAGUUUGUGGAAAAGCUUUUAUUCAGGCGGGAGACUUAACAAGACACACAAGAACCCACACUGGCGAAAAACCUUUUAGCUGCUCAGUUUGUGGUCAAAGAUUCAAUCAAAAGGCCACCUUAAAACAACACACGAGAACCCACACUGGCGAAAAACCUUAUUCCUGCUCAGUUUGUGGUCAAAGAUUCAUUCAAAUGAUUAGCUUAAUAAGACACACAAGAACCCACACUGGUGACAAACCUUAUUCCAGCUCAGUUUGAUGUCUAAGAUUAGAAGGGAUGAAGACACACAUGUUUCUUGGUGUGAGAAGCAAAGGCCAAUGACUGUUUUGCCUGUCAUCCAUGCUGGCUUCAUCAGAUUUUGCACGCAGGACGAUUGUAUUCCGUAGAAUCCUGUUGAGGAUUGACACUUUUGGUGCCUUACUUUGUCCAAUUGUUGUAUGAUGUACAUCCACCCUAUUGCCAAAACCUCAGCCGAUUAAACUCUCCAUUCCAGCACAUGAUUUAGCGGGAUGGGCGGAGCUGUGCAACACACCUGUGACGCAUUAGGAGCGCUCAUUAUUCAAAGACAUGUCUACUAAGAUUUACAAUCUUAUGGAAUGCAUUACAAUUGAGCUCCUUCUCUCAAAAGGUAAAAAUAUAAUCAUAAGCCGUAUUUAUCGUGCUCCCGACUCCAAUGUUGAACUAUUCACUGAAUGUGUAGGAAAACUUCUGUCGAAAACAAAAAAUAAGCAUGUCUUUGUCUGUGGUGACAUGAACAUUAAUUUGUUGAAUCCUAACAAAGAUCCUGGUGUGACCAGCUCAGGGUCAUAGACUGUUUUUAGGAGGAGGUAUAAACAAAGUUUAUUGAACGAUUAUGUUGCUGGCUCAAUCUAACUCUUGGUCAUUGUGACGGCCCCUGGCCGUUUAAUGGUUAAUUUUCUGAGAUUCUUCCAGUCAGCUGAUCGUCACCUCCACCAGCUGGCUGCUUCCCCUCCCACUGUGACGGAAGCUGAUCGACGCAGGACGGACUGACGACGUCGCCGCUGCUGAUUGGCCAAGAAAAAGGCGCCAAGCUUCAUAAACCUGCCGCUGUCAACGUUCUAGGAGGUCGCAAUUUGGCAGCAUUCUGUCGCGUUCCUCCUCGCUAGCUGUUUGCUUGCCAUUCACGCUCGUUUGCAUUUUGAUCGCCAGUUUGAUACACUCCCGCUUUUUCGGUGAGGUCUUUUGUGUUUAUUCGUUAUUGGAUCGUUUUUGUUCACCACUGUAAAUAAGAGCACUGAAGCAAGUAAGGGUAAGUCGCCAUUUCUGUUCAACCCGUUUUCUCCUGUUUUGUAUAGAGUAGGAAGUUAGGUUAGACGCUGUCUUUUCUUUGUUCCUUUUACAUGAUCAGGGUUUAGUUAGCGGGUGGGGUUUAAGUGUAGUUCCUUCUGUUUGUUGUUUUGGCCUGGGCUUACCCUGAAGUCACGCUUCCUCGGCAUUUUGUACAUAUUCAUUGCGAGUUUGAUUAUUGUGUAAAUAAAUUUGUGUCCACUUGUACAUUUGUGUGGAUUGUUUUAUGUUACGCCUUUCGCGAGCCAUCUUUGGCACGUAACAGUCAUGAUAAGAACUGUACAAAAGGAAAAUAAUGUCUGGUGUGACAACUCAAACUUGUAAAUGAAACCAAGUGUGAAGCUAAUGCUAUCAGAACUCAACCAGACAUCACAAGGACAGAUAAUCAUUUGGCUCUGUAAGUGGGCAGACAGUUGACUUUUAACAGUAGUAUUGUGACAUUCUGUAAAGACAUUGAACUGGUCACUGAGUGCCCUGGACAAGAUCUUUUCUACAAUGCGAUCAGAACCUGGACAACGCGCCUGCCCAGGAAACACUUUCCUGGAUCGAAUCAACUGAAUGAACUAAACUCUGAAUCAUGAACUAAUCUACUGGAUUUAAUCAACAUACCGCGAUCGACAAGGACUAUGGGAAAAUUAACAAUCAAGGGGAGGAAGAAAAAAAAGGCCUUGUAUUCACUACAUAACCUGAAAUGUCAAUAAGUGUUAUUCGAAAAAUUUUGUUUCCUAUGGUACAGUGGGGCAAGUAAGUAUUUAGUCAACCACUAAUUGUGC